UGUCUGCUCCAAUGUUAUUGUGCAUGUCAUGGAUAGUGGAGUUAAACAAGGUGAGUUUAUGACUGCAAGGACAGACAGCAAACACAGACGUUUAAAUGUUUUAGCAGCAGUAACGUUCAUCUGAGGGGAUAUCAAGGACGCACUCGAAAGAGAAGAAGGAUCUCAGUGACUUUUGAAAAAGAUAUUCUUUUUGUGGGUCCACCACCACCAUCAUCAUCAUGGUGGAGAUAAAGAGUUACUGUGAAGUGGGAGUCUCCAUGCAGCAUGUCUGGGUGGAGGGCGGUCUGACUCUCUGCUUCUACUUCACCCUGGUGCCAUCCGUCCUCCUCACCCUCUCCUUCCUCUUCGGCACUUUUCUGUGUAUAUGCUACAGACGCUACGGCACAGACAUGGAGCCCAAGUUCAUCCCUCGCUCUCGACUUUACCGGCUCCAAGUGGGCCUGUCAGUGCUGCUCGUCCUGCAGGCUCUGGGCUGGAUGGUGUUUCGAAUCACUCGGAGCGGAGAGCUACCGGGAUACGUGGUUCUGUCUGGCUGUCUCUCCAUGCUGGGCUGGAUUUGGGCCAUGGCCCUGCUUCAUCUGGAGAGGAGGAGGGUUCUGGUGCGGGACAGAACCAGAGGACACAGUACGGUACUGUUGCUGUACUGGGCCAUAGCAUUUGCGGCUGAAAACCUGGCGUUUGCGUCUUGGAUGAGCCCUCAGUGGUGGUGGACUCUGGAAAAGUCUGAUCAACAGAUGGAGUUUACUUUCUGGCUAGUUCGAUACUUCGCCUCAGGAUUGCUGUUCCUGUUAGGCCUCAAAGCUCCAGGCUUGCCACGCCGACCGUACAUGCUUCUGAUCAAUGAAGACGAGCGAGAUGUGGAGCAUGGUGUACCACUCUUGGGUAAUUCUGAUGAGAAUCAGUCUACUUGGAAAGAUUUUGGGAAGAAGGUGCGUCUGUUGGUGCCGUACAUGUGGCCUAAAGUGAACCAGCUGACAGAUGGGAGCUCUUGGAAGACUCUGGCAACUACAGUGUGUGUUUACGGACUCCUGAAGUUCCUGCAGGGAGGUGGAGCUGGUGCAUCUGGGUUUGUGAGUAACAUGCGUUCGUUCUUGUGGAUUCGAGUGCAGCAGUACACUAACCGCAUGGUCCAGGUGCGUCUCUUCGCUCAUCUGCACUCUCUGUCUCUGCGCUGGCACCUGGGUCGCCGCACAGGGGACAUCCUGAGAAGCAUCGACAGAGGAACCUCAUCUAUCAACAACCUGCUGAGCUACAUAGUGUUCAGCAUCUUCCCCACUAUUGCUGACAUUGUCAUCGCCAUUGCCUAUUUCAUAUCCAAUUUUAAUGCCUGGUUUGGCCUCAUAGUCUUCGUGUGCAUGGCCCUUUACCUCACUCUCACUAUUGUAAUCACUGAAUGGAGAACGAAAUACAGACGAGAUAUGAACACACAAGAUAACAAUGCCAAAUCAAAAGCUGUGGACUCUUUAUUGAACUUUGAGACGGUUAAAUAUUACAAUGCAGAGGUUUAUGAAGUAAGACGCUUUGAGGAUGCUAUCAUGAAAUAUCAGGUAUCGGAGUGGAAGACCAACGCCUCUCUGGCGUUCUUAAAUCAAACGCAGAACCUCAUCAUCGGUUUGGGUCUUUUGACCGGAUCUCUGCUCUGUGCGUACUUCGUGACAGAGGGAAAGUUUCAGGUAGGAGAUUAUGUGCUGUUUGUGACGUACAUCAUCCAGCUUUACACUCCUCUCAACUGGUUUGGAACAUACUACAGAAUGAUCCAGAACUCUUUCAUUGAUAUGGAAAGCAUGUUCAAGCUCUUCACUGAGGAAGAAGAGGUGAAGGAUGAUGUCAACGCAGGAAACCUCAACUACACACAGGGAAAAGUAGAGUUUGAGAAUGUCUUCUUCAGCUACACACAAGGCAAGGAGAUUCUAAAAGAUGUCUCUUUUACCGUACUUCCCGGUCAAAUAGUUGCACUUGUUGGACAGUCUGGAUCAGGAAAGAGCACCAUCAUUCGUCUGAUUUUCCGUUUUUAUGACGUUCAGGGAGGGUGUAUAAAGAUAGACGACCAAGACAUCUCAAAGGUGAAGCAGUCCUCUCUACGCGCUCAUAUUGGCGUCGUCCCUCAGGAUACCGUCCUGUUUAAUGACAACAUUCGAGACAACAUCCGCUACGGCCGAGUUACUGCUACUGACCAGGAGGUGGAGGAGGCUGCGACUGCCGCUGACAUCCAUGACAAAAUCAUAACCUUCCCGGAUGGCUAUGACACUCAGGUGGGUGAGAGGGGGCUAAAGGUGAGCGGAGGAGAGAAGCAGAGAGUCGCCAUUGCUCGCACCAUCCUCAAAGCGCCACAAAUCAUCCUCCUCGAUGAGGCCACAUCUGCUCUAGACACACAGACUGAGCGAAAUAUUCAGGCCUCACUGGCUAAAGUCUGCACCAACAGAACCACCAUUGUGGUGGCACACAGAUUGUCGACUGUCAUUGGAGCCGAUGUGAUUCUUGUACUUCGUGAUGGACAGAUUGUGGAGAGAGGAAGGCAUGAGGAGCUGUUGGCGAAGGGAGGCCUGUACUCUGACAUGUGGCUGAAACAGCAGCAGGCGCAGGAUUCAGACUCGGCCUCUGACACGGAGACGAAAGACAGGAAAUCUGAGAAACUACAGCCACAAACAUCCACUGCAGGAAACAAGGGACAUUAGACACUUGGGACAUGCAAUCAGACCUGGUUUUGUGUGUAUUUUAAGCUCGUCCAAUGCAGUUUUGACAUGUUAGAUGAUAAUUAUUCAAUAUCAUAUUAUGUUUUUGCCAGUUCUUAAAAGUGGCCCAUAUUGCCUAAGGAUUUAUUUAUUUAUUUAUUUAUGUAUUUAUUUAUUUAAGUCUAAUUUUAUAUUUCUUUGCCAUUACUUCCCUCUCUUUUCCCUCAAAGUGCAUUUAUAUCGCUAAUUAAUAUGGCCAUAAAUGAGAGAGUAAUAAGACUGACAGAGGUGUUACUGUGCAUUAUAUGCUCUGACAAUGAUGGCUCCUUUCACUACUAUAACGUCAUUAUGCUGAAUGUACAAUGGGUUUAUUUUAUUUAAGUCAUUUAAGUGGAUUUUCUCCGGUUGCAUUGCUUCUCUGAUGCUUCCGAUUUGCUGUUGUUGGUAAUAGAGAACAUUUGAAAACUGCUUGUAGUUGUAAAAAUGAUCUACACCAGAACAAAUUGUAAUUGAAUUUAGUUUGAAAGUAAAUAAUGAUAUUUCUGGUGCCAUUGUGUAACAGUAAAUACUGAUAUAUGAAUUUCUAUAAAGACUAAGAUUAUGUUUAAAUUUAGGAUUAAGUUAUAGGCAGAGGGGAAAACAAUCUUUGUCAAUUUUAAUAUUAAUUUCUGACAUGUGCACAUUUUUACUUUCUUUAGGAUCAUGUGUGUGUUUUAAGAUCAUUUUCUUAUGCUGUAUAUGUGGAGUGCUAGUUAUUGCGUAGAUGCAAUAGAUUUCUGUACUGUACAACUUCAGUUCAACUAAAGGGACAAAGGAGCUUGCUCAUUUUAUAGGACUGACACUAAACUCAGGGGACAAGGUUGAAAUGAGCCUUUGGGAUGUGUAAUUGUUCACUCGUGUAAAUUUCUUGACAAAGAAGCUUUUUAGUACAUUUGUAUUGAUUAUUCAA
Molecule: messenger RNA, 3621 nt
Organism: Sinocyclocheilus anshuiensis
Lineage: Eukaryota; Metazoa; Chordata; Actinopteri; Cypriniformes; Cyprinidae
Product: ATP-binding cassette sub-family B member 6, mitochondrial-like
Exons: 20
Coding region: 219-2675 (818 amino acids)
Biological process (GO): heme transport; transmembrane transport
Cellular component (GO): vacuolar membrane
Molecular function (GO): ABC-type heme transporter activity; ATP hydrolysis activity; ATP binding
Source: RefSeq, a predicted model, not a curated record